Messenger RNA from Megachile rotundata (alfalfa leafcutting bee), 2189 nucleotides. Its product is annotated as cytochrome P450 4g15-like. Gene Ontology annotation, molecular function: monooxygenase activity; oxidoreductase activity, acting on paired donors, with incorporation or reduction of molecular oxygen; heme binding. Lineage: Eukaryota; Metazoa; Arthropoda; Insecta; Hymenoptera; Megachilidae. The record is from RefSeq and is a predicted model, not a curated record.
AUAGUUCGAUGUGUAUAGAUAUUUUUCAAUAUAAAAUUACCGAUAAUUUUAUGGUAUCUGUAAACUCAUGAACUUGGAAACCUAAACGCGAUUAUGGCGGCAGUUACAACAGUUACUACGUUUUGGCAAACCGCUGUGUAUUAUUCUCUCAUUGCAAUCACCACAACGUUGUUAGCUGUAUAUUUGUAUAUUGAAAAUCUACGAGUUGUCAGAUUUGGAAAUAAAAUUCCAGGACCAAGAAAAGUUCCAAUUUUGGGAAAUGCAUUAUCAACAGUCGGUUUACAUCCAAAUACGGUCUUGGAAACUCUCCUCACAUACGAUGUAUACGGACCUGUAAUACGAGCUUUUCUUGGAAGUAAAUUAGUUAUUUUUAUGUAUCAUCCUCGCGAUAUUGAGAUUAUACUCAGCAGCCAUGUUCAUAUAGACAAAGCUGAUGAAUACAGAUAUUUCAAACCAUGGUUGGGAGAUGGUCUACUCAUCAGUACAGGUGAAAAAUGGAGAACUCACAGAAAGAUCAUAGCACCAACGUUUCAUUUGAACGUACUAAAAACAUUUGUUCCGUUAUUUUAUGAGAACAGUAGAGAUUUAGUUAUACGUUUGCGAGAUCAAGUGGGAAAAGAGUUUGACUGUCAUGAUUAUUUAUCCGCAGUCACGGUUGAUAUUUUGAUAGAAACCGCGAUGGGUUUAAGGGAAACUGAGAAACAUAAAACUGGUUACGAUUAUGCAAUGGCUGUAAUGAAAAUGUGCGACAUAAUUCAUCGACGGCAAUACACCGUGCGUUUGCGACCCGAUUGUCUCUUCAACCUCUCAAACUUGAAGAAGCAGCAAGAAAAGCUGCUGAGUGUCAUCCACGGUUUGACCUCGAAAGUAAUUCAAAAGAAGAAACAAGAAGCUUUCCAAAGUAUUGGCUCGAAUGUCGAAGGGAGGCAGAAGAAAUCGAGCGAAGCUGAGUCGAUUAAACAAAUUUCACAAAAUAGCGAAACAAAAACAAAUAACGAAGGUGUAACGAAAAUGCACUACGCGAGAGAUGAUCUUGAUGAUAUCGAUGACAAUGAUGUUGGCGAAAAAAGAAGACUUGCUUUCUUGGAUCUUAUGCUUGAAUUAUCAAGGAAUGGAGCGAAACUUACCGAUGAAGAAAUUAAAGAGGAAGUUGAUACCAUAAUGUUUGAGGGUCACGACACCACGGCUGCUGGUUCCAGUUUCGUCCUCUGCUUGCUUGGAAUUCAUCAGGACAUUCAGGAUCGAGUUUACGAAGAAUUAAAUGAAAUCUUCAAGGAUUCAAACAGGCCUUGCACAUUCCAAGAUACUUUAGAAAUGAAGUACCUCGAAAGAGUCAUUUUGGAAACUCUGAGACUCUAUCCACCAGUGCCAGCAAUUGCGAGAUUGUUAAAAGAAGAUGUACAACUAGUCACUGGGAAUUACGUGCUACCAAAAGAUUGUACGAUUUUAAUUUCCCCAUAUAAGGUCCAUCGUUUGGAGGAAUAUUACCCGAACCCUGAAGAAUUUAAUCCUGAUAAUUUCUUGCCGGAACGAACGCAAAACAGGCAUUACUAUGCGUUCAUUCCUUUCAGCGCAGGACCCAGGUCAUGCGUGGGAAGGAAGUACGCGAUGUUGAAAUUGAAGGUUUUAUUGUCGACGAUCCUGCGGAACUACAAGAUCCUGUCGGAUCAUUCAGAAAAGGACUUCCGGCUGAAGGUUGACAUUAUUCUUAAAAGGGUGGACGGCUUUCGAAUAAAAAUCGAGCCACGAAACAAAACCAGUCAAGAGAUUCUCGUUUAAAAUCGCGUUCUUGCUCGCAUUUCACUCUGACUGCAAUAAACAAUGCAAAAUUUCGUAAUUUUAUACGUAUACAAUUGAAAUUCUUGUUUUUUAUAUAGAAUGAAAACAUUUUUGUUAUUUUUUAUGAUUCUUAUACCAAUGUAACAUUUUUAAAUACUUUCAGUUUUUAAUGUUUGUAUAUUAUGAAUUAAUGGAUUAUCAAAUAAGUCGAACUGAGUCGUUGCGUGAAAAUAAUAGAACAAUAGUCACAAAGACUUGUUUUGGUUACUUCUGAAUAACAAUGUUUCACUUUUCAAUAAUUUUGCCAAAUUAAUUAUUAAAAUUAUUUAAAUAAAAUAUAAUACAGUUUAUGUCAUUCUAAUUAUGUAAUUAUACAUAUUUGUUAUAUAAUUAAUUAUGUAAGUAUUAAG